Molecule: messenger RNA, 1729 nt
Organism: Cinclus cinclus
Lineage: Eukaryota; Metazoa; Chordata; Aves; Passeriformes; Cinclidae
Gene: HM13
Product: histocompatibility minor 13
Exons: 14
Coding region: 23-1282 (419 amino acids)
Biological process (GO): membrane protein proteolysis
Cellular component (GO): cytoplasmic side of endoplasmic reticulum membrane; membrane; lumenal side of endoplasmic reticulum membrane
Molecular function (GO): aspartic endopeptidase activity, intramembrane cleaving
Source: RefSeq, a predicted model, not a curated record
GACCGCGGUGGGAGCAGCCGCCAUGGAGGAACCCGCGGCGCACAACGGCAGCGCCGCCGGGGCCGCGCCCGGGGCCGGGACCCCAUCCCGCCCGCCUGCCACCCCCGAGGGCAUGGCGCUGGCCUACGGCAGCCUCGUCCUCAUGGCGCUGCUGCCCAUCUUCUUCGGGGCGCUGCGCUCCGUCAGCUGCGCCAAGAGCAAGAACUCCUCGGAGAUGCCAGAGACCAUUACCAGCCGAGAUGCUGCUCGCUUUCCCAUUGUUGCCAGUUGCACCCUUCUGGGGCUCUACCUCUUCUUUAAAAUAUUCUCUCAAGAGUACAUCAAUCUUCUGCUUUCCAUGUAUUUCUUUGUGCUGGGGAUCCUGGCCCUGUCCCACACUAUCAGCCCCAUGAUGAACAGAUUCUUCCCUGCAAAUUUCCCCAACAAACAGUACCAGCUCCUCUUCACCCAGGGCUCCGGGGAGAGCAAGGAGGAAAUAGUGAAUUAUGAGUUUGACGCUAAGGAUCUCGUGUGCCUGGCCUUGAGCAGUGUUGUAGGAGUCUGGUACCUGCUGAGAAAGCACUGGAUUGCCAACAAUCUCUUCGGGCUGGCAUUCUCUCUCAACGGGGUGGAGCUGCUGCACCUGAACAAUGUCAGCACUGGCUGCAUCUUGCUUGGGGGCCUCUUCAUCUACGAUGUGUUCUGGGUCUUUGGCACCAAUGUGAUGGUGACAGUUGCCAAAUCGUUCGAGGCCCCAAUAAAAUUGGUUUUCCCUCAGGACCUGCUGGAGAAGGGGCUGGAUGCUGACAACUUCGCCAUGCUGGGACUGGGAGACAUUGUCAUUCCGGGGAUCUUCAUUGCCUUGCUGUUGCGGUUUGAUAUCAGCCUGAAGAAGAACACGCAUACGUAUUUCUACACCAGCUUUGUGGCCUACAUCUUUGGGCUGGGCCUCACCAUAUUCAUCAUGCACAUCUUCAAGCAUGCCCAGCCUGCGCUGCUGUACCUGGUCCCUGCCUGCAUUGGAUUCCCGCUUCUCGUGGCCUUGGCAAAGGGAGAAGUAACCGAAAUGUUCAGCUAUGAAUCCUCUGCUGAAAUCUUGCCUCACACACCAAGACUUACCCACUUCCCCACGGUGUCUGGCUCGCCGGCCAGCCUGGCUGAUUCCAUGCAGCAGAAACUGUCCUGUCCCCGCCGACGCCGGCAGCAGAGCCCUAGUGCCAUCUACGAGGAGAGCUCAACCCCCAAGGAGGUGCCAGGGCCUUCUAAAGAAGAGCCAACAGAAGCCUCCAAGAAGGAGAAGUGACCUUGCCCAUGGGCCAUGCCCGGUGCUGUUGGGCUGGAGCCCUUCAAGACCCUCUGCAAGUGACAGACGACGAAACAAUUGUGCAAGAGCAUCGUGUUGUGUGUGUCGGAGCAGCCACCCAGGCUCCGUGCAUUCCCGCUGCCGAUCGGAUCCUCUGCCGCUGAGACCGCUCUGGACCCUCCACGGACAUCAACUCCGGGAUCUCGGACUCACCACGAACGUCGUCCCCGGGACCCCGUCCCUGAGCACCGCGGCUCACCUGCAUCCCUGGCUCCCCGGCGGGGCUGCCCUGGGGGUCCCCCUGUAGCCUGGGCAGGGGGUGCUGUGGGCCGGAUCCUUCCUUCUCAGAUUGCUGAGAGCAUUCCCCGUAUUGUAUAUUACAAUGAUGCUGGAGAAUAUUGUUCUACAAUAGCUGGAGUUUUGUUAUUAAACAAGCCCUGAUGACCA